This is a messenger RNA of Orbicella faveolata, 4900 nucleotides long. RefSeq names its product metabotropic glutamate receptor 3-like. Gene Ontology annotation, biological process: G protein-coupled receptor signaling pathway. Lineage: Eukaryota; Metazoa; Cnidaria; Anthozoa; Scleractinia; Merulinidae. The record is from RefSeq and is a predicted model, not a curated record. Gene Ontology annotation, cellular component: membrane. Gene Ontology annotation, molecular function: G protein-coupled receptor activity.
CAUUUUGACGUGAAAAUAGUUAAACAAAUUAAUUUAUCAUUGGGGAAUAAAAUUAGAUUGACGACGGAAGGUCCGGAUGGAAAUUCACUCACAUACGUCGAUUUAAGUGGAAGCUUGUGUCUUUUUAGUUAAAAGCUUUUACUGCAUAGCUGAUAAAAUUACUUUAAUGUAAUUGGCUGAGAGCAGCUCAAUUUAUCAUGAUGUUUACGCUAUUCGUGACGUUUGACUGACUCUAUAAAUUGCACUCGCCUCUAGGCUCGUGUAAUUUUAAGAGAAUUUUCAAAUAGCACGUAGCGUAGCGUAAAUUCUUGGUUGCAUUCGCAUAAACACAGCACACUCCAAAUACAUGCCAAGAUCAUUCAGAUUGCAUAGCAGUAGUUGCCAUUCUCCUUGCCUCCCCGUUUUGUGAUCGGAAUUGGCAUCGUAUUCUUGGUAAGAAAAAACGCUAUUAUAAACAGUGUUGAACUGAAUUGUUCAGUUGUCAUCGAUGAGAUUGUAAAAGUGCACUUUCUAAGGUGUCUAAGUUACCUUUCCCGAAAGGAAAUUCACUUUCAGAUUUGCUAGGGGAAAAAUUUCACACAAGGGAAGUAAACAAGGGGGAUUAUUUGUACAAAUUGUGCGCUUUUUCAGGAAAUGCUGAAAGAGCUAAGUUCCGGAUAAAUAAUACUGACAAUUCAAACAAUUUCCUUACUUACUGUACCUGUGGAAAACGUGUCAAAAGUUCUAUCAGUAAGUCACGUCGACAAAAAUGUAUACAUUUGUUUUCUUUUCAUUCAAUGCUUUAUAGCAAUUUUAUGACAAUCUUUUACUUUGUGCACUUCACAGUGAAAUUUCUGUGUUAGACCAGCUUUAUGGAUGGUUUCUAUGUAAUUGCUGAAGUUAAUUGUUUUUCGUUGCCUAAUAGUGCUCCGGGCGCCCCAAAUGUCUCAGACUUAUCGUUUAUUCUGUUUAAAACUAAUGUCUUCUUGUCGAAGGCAAAUUAACCUGUUUCAUUCUACAAAUAAUAACCCUCAUGGGUUUGUGUUUGGAAUUUCUCAUCUAAUUUCAGCAACUGAUCCCGAUUAUAUGGUAACCAGUUUUAACAACAAAUUUUCAGGAUCUACGAUUGAACCGAGGCACUGUUUCGUGGUAAGGCGACCAUUUUGUACUUGCCUGCUCGAUUUUAUGCGGUUAGGUUAAUAUAGGAAACACGUAUAAUUAAGGAGAAAGGCGUAUUGAAUUACGCUUUUUUUAGCAGCGUAGCUUGUGUUGUUACCAACACAUUCACGUCUAGGAUGAAUUACCAUACAUAAUCAUGUCAAUUUAGCCACUGGUUAUUCCUUUAGGGCAGUCAUAUCGCUUUUUAAAUUUCACAUUUUAUAUGUCCGGCCUUUUAUUUUCACUUGCAUCACUAUAAUUCUCUAUAGUAUGUCAAGGCCUUCUCCUUAUAAAUUGUGUCCACCAAGGUAUUCGAAUUGCAUUAACCCCAGUGCUUGACAUUUUAUGGUCAACAGAGGUAAAAUUGCAUUCCAAAAACUGUCAAAUAAACUUCAAAUUUGUAUUUCUGCGCGUCAAAUUGAGAGGCGUAUGUGACUGAUAGCACGUCACUGUUAACAGCAUAUAGUGUGAGAUUCAUACAAGGAAAUGUCCAAAAGCUAAACCGCACAGCUCUGUAUGUACUAUGUCAGGUCAGUAACGUUCCUUUGUAUGGACUCGCUUCAAAUCACAAAACUGGCAAACGUGCCACACUAUUUUUCUAUACAGUCUCAUUUAUAAAUUCGAAUUGAAAUUUACGUUGUUUGCUUUUGGAAAAAAUUAGAAUUUCUGACAGCAGCUGUAUUUGUCUAGUUUUGGAAAGCAAAGUCGUUGACGCUAAAAUUAUCGGUUCCCUGAGUUCUAGAAAAGUAAAGCUCCUAACUGGAAGACAUAUUAAUAACAGGAAUCACGAGCCGAGUACGCAAGAAGGUAAAUCAUGCAGCUUGCAGUAAUCACCUUGAUGUUAGUUGUUGGCGAUAUCUUGAUGAUCUGUGGACGGUCACAAUCGAUUCACUAUCAAGACGAAGGAAAUCAGCUUUCCCUUCAUAUUAAUGGCGACAUAAUUCUCGGGGGUCUGUUUCCAGUUCAUCUCCGCAGUGACAAGACUGAAAACGCGUGCGGUGAAUUAGACCUUCUUCCAGGAUACCAAUAUCUCGCCUCAAUGCUGUUUUCUUUGGAAGAAAUCAACAAAGAUGACCAUAUUCUUCCAGGCAUUACACUCGGAGCUAAGAUUUACGACACUUGCCGAAGUCAAACGAUUGGUUCCGAUGGCGCGAGAGAAAUAAUAAAAUACACACUACGUGAGGACAAUGACACUGCACCGUUAUCAGGCGUCGUUGGACCGUUUCGAAGCGAUGUGUCGGUGGCUGUUGCUAAUUUGCUUCGCGUUUUUGAUAUUCCUCAGAUUAGUUACGGCUCGACAACCCCAGUCCUUAGCGAUAAAGAUCUGUAUGGCUACUUCUUGCGCACUGUUCCAUCUAACUCCUAUCAAGGGAAGGCAAUGGUGGAUGUUGUUCGUUAUUUCGGUUGGAGCUAUGUGAUGACUGUCUAUUCCCCGGGGCAAUAUGGAGAAAAAGGAAUGGAGAAGUUCUACGAAGAGGCAGAACGCGCGGGACUUUGUAUUGCAAACAAAAUUAAACUUCCUGCAUUUCCGACCGAAGAAGACUUCAUUAACACCAUUCAAGAACUUCUAGAAAUAAGGAAAAAAAAUUCGCGCGGUAAACUAGACGUUGUUGUGUUGUUUUGCAUUCAGCGAGAUAACACGGGUUUGGUCCAAGCAGCCAACAAAGUACUGAAAAGUGGUGAAAGACUUUCGUGGCUUGCAAGCAAUUCUUGGGGAGACAGAAAGCAAGUUACUGACGGAUCUGAAGAAGCAGGCGAAGGCGCACUUACAAUGAAUUACAUUGAAGGCCAAGUUGAUGCGUUUAAGAAGUACUUUUUAAACUUAAAACCCUCUAAAAAUAUCUCCGAUCCCUGGUUUGACGAAUUUUAUCAAGCAACUUUAAAAUGCAAGCUUUCAACUUCUUUAAGGUCACUUGAUUUUCCACGUGAAUGUUUAGCAAACGAGUCUCUCCCACAAGACCUUGAGAUCGGGCCUGUACGCGUGGUGAUCAAUGCGGUCUACGCCAUGGCGCAUGCGCUUAACAACAUGCAUAAAGCGCUGUGUCCAGGACAACAUUACCUCUGCACUGAAAUGAAGAAUCUAGAACGGGAAGAGUUUCUGAAAUUCUUAAAGAAAGUGUCUUUUCCAGAUGCGUCUCUUAACAUUAACGUGACUUUCAAUCAAAAUGGUGAUGUGGAUGGAAAUUAUAACGUUUUGAAUUUCAAAAAAGUCGAUGGAAAACACCGACAUGUUAUUAUUGGAAACUGGAGUGGUGAAUUGAACAAUGAUGGAAACAUCGAAGGGAAAAUACAAUUAGACACAGGCGAGAUUUCGUGGGGCGGAGGAAAAAUCCUCACUCCGGAGUCAUACUGCAGCAAGAACUGCCCAAUGAAACAAAUAACGAUACCAGAAAUUACCAACGCCCGCUGCUGUUGGCGAUGUGAUGGCUGCAGCUCUAACCAUGUCAUCGUAAACAAUACGUGUUCUUCGUGCGGGGAAGGAAAAGUGCCAGACACCAACCUCACAAAGUGCUUCAAGCUGCCUGUUGUUUACCCUUCUUGGACAGACACUCCUGCCCAAGUCCUAACAGCUCUUAUAGCGAUUGGUAUCACUGGCAGCAUUAGUGCAGCAACAUUCUUUGUUUUACGAAGAAAUCACCGCGUUGUGAAAGCGUCUGGACGAGAGCUAAGCAUUAUUUUAUUCGUUGGAGUGAUCUCGUGCUACACUGGCGCAUUGUUGCAUUUCCUCAAACCUGAAAAAACAGUGUGUGGCGCCAUGCGCUUCUUAGACAGCGUUUCCAUGACAGCGUGUUAUGCACCUGUGGUUCUGCGGACAAACCGCAUCUAUCGCAUUUUCAAGGCCGCUCAAAAGUCAGUUCGUAGACCUUCUAUGGUGAGCCCGCUGUCACAAAUGUUUGUGGCUCUGGGUAUUAUCGGUGUACAGUGUCUCAUAACUAUGAUUUGGGUAUUAUCAAAACCACCAAUGGCUGUGGAAUAUUACGGGUACGAAGAUCACGUGAUUCUCGAGUGUAGCACAGACGACUUUAGUGUAGCUAUUAACUUGUGUUUUAACGUAAUUUUAAUGUUUGUUGCAACAGUGUACGCAUUUCAAACCAGGAAUUUUCCCAGAAAUUUCAACGAAGCGAAAUAUAUCGGCAUUACAAUGUAUAUAUCAUGUUCUGUGUGGGUAAUAUUUCUACCUUGUUACUUAAAUGCUGCUGAUAGUGUUUGGAAAUCGUAUUUCUUAUGCAGCUCACUUUUUCUCAUUGGAACUGUAACACUCUUAGGACUUCUUGUACCCAAGAUUUUCCUUGUGUAUUUUGGCAAUGCAGUAGAUCCAACUGGAGACACCACGCUGACAGGAACUAUGGACAAUCAAAGAAGAAGUAAGCACAAGCUAGAUCAUACUGUGGCGUCUACAAAUUAAAUCUUUUAGAAUAACAGUAAAACUACUUCUCAAAUGUAUCAUGCACGCGAAAGAUUUAUCAAGAUAUUUUCGAAAUCUAAUUUCUAACCGGCGUCGAAGCACAGAGGACUAAAAUAAAAAACAAUUUAUUCAAUUUCGCAUCUCAACCUCGAUUUUGCUUCUUUUGUUUUAUUUAUUUAUUUUUUUUUUGUUAUUAUUUUUUAUUAUCAUUUGCAAUAACACAAGAGAAACAAUAUUUACAAUAUAAUUACAAACAGUACACUCUCUAGACUACUUACAGCACUAACUCUAUUUACAUUAUAUUACUCUGAUUAUUUACACUAUUUAAGGUUACUUCAAACCUUCGCGGGGCUAUAU